UCGUUAAUAGGCAAGUGGAGGAAUGGACUAUUAAAAGGAGAAUUCUUCUGGUCUGGAGCCACGUUAUAAUUCGAGCAAGUAGAAAUUAGAAUCGUAAGCUCAAUCUGAUGCCCGCGGCAAUUGCAAUUGCAGCAGCGCCAAAUUGUCGUUACUUCAAGAACCUGAAACUCAAUUCACGAUUGUCUUCCUCACUGUGCGCAUUUGCUCGAGAGAACAAAGAUAUGGUCACAGCAGCCAGCAGCAGUAGCGGAAAUGCGGGCGCAUACACAAUAAUCAAAGAAAUUGUGAGAUUCGAGAAAGAAAUCAAGAAGAGCAAGUUCAUUGCAAUCGCUGGUCCUGUCUCCAACGAGCAAUCUGCAUUUUCUUUUCUCUCUCAGGUGCGGGAUCCGCGAGCCACUCACAAUUGCUGGGCGUAUCAGGUUGGAGAUCAAUAUAGGUCAAAUGAUGAUGGCGAGCCAUCUGGUACAGCUGGAAAACCAAUUCACUCUGCCAUUGCUUCUUCAGGUAUUGACAGAGUCAUGGUGGUUGUGAUCAGGUAUUUUGGAGGUAUCAAACUCGGCACUGGGGGAUUAGUUAGGGCUUAUGGAGGAGUAGCUUCCGAAUGCUUGAAAAGUGCCCAAACAUGUGUUGUGAAAUCUAAGGUUCCAAUGGGUGUGGAGGUACCAUUCGAUCUUUUAGGGGUCCUGUACCACCAGUUGCAAUCUUUCCAAGUUGAGGACAUUAAGCAGGAUUAUGACAGUGGUAAAGAUGGAAUUACCAUGGUGACAUUCAAGGUUGAUUUCGACCGUGUUGAGAAGUUGGAGGAUGCUAUCAAAUCUAAUUGUAGCCGUGAAUUAAUCUUUUAUAAGCGAUAAAUUAUACAGCUAAUCUUUGUACAUGAAUACACAAAGAAGGAAGAUAAAUCGGUAUGAAGACGAAAUCAAGUAAGAACACAAUUAAUGGUGGGUAGACGUAUGAGGUAGGUGACUGAUGACUUUCUACAAUUAUUCACGUUGCAGAAUAACCUAGAUAACCUUUGUAAAAUACAUUCCCCAUUCAAAUGAAUAUUUAGUUAUUUACUGCC
This is a messenger RNA of Momordica charantia (bitter melon), 1063 nucleotides long. RefSeq names its product ribosomal protein S5 domain protein. Lineage: Eukaryota; Viridiplantae; Streptophyta; Magnoliopsida; Cucurbitales; Cucurbitaceae. Gene Ontology annotation, cellular component: cytoplasm. The record is from RefSeq and is a predicted model, not a curated record. Gene Ontology annotation, biological process: regulation of translational initiation.